Molecule: messenger RNA, 498 nt
Organism: Impatiens glandulifera
Lineage: Eukaryota; Viridiplantae; Streptophyta; Magnoliopsida; Ericales; Balsaminaceae
Product: cell wall / vacuolar inhibitor of fructosidase 1-like
Exons: 1
Coding region: 1-498 (165 amino acids)
Molecular function (GO): enzyme inhibitor activity
Source: RefSeq, a predicted model, not a curated record
AUGGUUAUAGUCUUAUUCUCCCUCUUCAUUUUAAAUAAUUUUUCUGAAGCUGAUUUGAUUGAUUCUACUUGUAAGAAAACUUCUUAUCCUAAUCUCUGCCUAACCACUUUAAGAUCAAGUGGUGUUAGUGUUAAAGCAAGUGUGAAUUUGCUUGUCAUUAACAUAUUAAAAGCAUCUUUGAGUUAUGCCUCUGAUACUAGUAAUCAGAUAAACAAUCUUCUUAAAAAAACAACUGGAGGAUACCAAAAACAAUGUUUGGAGAUUUGUGAAGAAAAUUAUGAGGUGGCAAUUGCUGAUAUACCUGAUGCAAUUAAAUGGAUAGGUCGGAACGAAACAGAUAUUGCUCAAUCUUCGAUUAAUUCACUGGAUGUUGAAGCUCGUAAUUGUGACGAUGCAUGUCAUGAACUUCAAAUUAGUCUACCAUUUAGUGCAAGAAAUAUUAUGUUAUCACAUUUCGCAACUAUAAUGCUAGAGAUACUUCAAGGUCUACCUUCUUGA